AUGCCAAAACUUAAAAGAAAAAUUAAAUUAUGUAAAGAACUUGCAGCUGCUAAGAAAACCAAAACAUCAAAUAAAAAUAAUUUAGUAAAUAUUGAAGCUUUCAAUAAUGAUAAUGAUGUAGAGAAUUUAGGUGUUGAGGAAUUAUCAAAUAAUGUGGUUGAAGGAGAUUCAAGUAAUGAAGUUGGAGGAUAUUUAGAAAUUGAAAUUGAUGAGGAUUUUGAGUGGUUUGAUAAUGAAAUUGAAAAAAAUGCUGACUUAGCUAUAAACAAAAUUGAAUUAAAAUUAAGUGCAGAAAAUUUGUCUCCAGAUAUAGAGUAUGUUUGA
Molecule: messenger RNA, 324 nt
Organism: Entrophospora sp. SA101
Lineage: Eukaryota; Fungi; Glomeromycota; Glomeromycetes; Entrophosporales; Entrophosporaceae
Source: the annotation of a GenBank genome assembly